UCCCCCUGAGGCAGCCCUGCCGUGAGACCAGAGGAAGGGGCCGCCCCCUCGGCCCCACCCGGCCGCCAUGAACACCUCGGCCGCACCCGCCGUCAGCCCCAACAUCACCGUCCUGGCACCAGGAAAGGGUCCCUGGCAAGUGGCCUUCAUUGGCAUCACCACGGGCCUCCUGUCCCUGGCCACCGUGACGGGCAACCUGCUGGUGCUCAUCUCCUUCAAGGUCAACACAGAGCUCAAGACCGUCAACAACUACUUCCUGCUCAGCCUGGCCUGCGCCGACCUCAUCAUCGGCACCGUCUCCAUGAACCUCUACACCACGUACCUGCUCAUGGGCCGCUGGGUCCUCGGCACGCUGGCCUGCGACCUCUGGCUGGCCCUGGACUACGUGGCCAGCAACGCCUCGGUCAUGAACCUGCUGCUCAUCAGCUUCGACCGCUACUUCUCCGUGACCCGGCCCCUGAGCUACCGCGCCAAGCGCACGCCGCGCCGGGCGGUGCUGAUGAUCGGCCUGGCCUGGACGGUGUCCUUCGUGCUCUGGGCGCCGGCCAUCCUCUUCUGGCAGUACCUGGUGGGCGAGCGGACGGUGCUGGCUGGGCAGUGCUACAUCCAGUUCCUCUCCCAGCCCAUCAUCACCUUCGGCACCGCCAUGGCCGCCUUCUACCUCCCGGUCACGGUCAUGUGCACACUCUACUGGCGCAUCUACCGGGAGACGGAGAACCGGGAUGAAAAAUCCAUGGAGUCCCUCACGUCCUCGGAGGGUGAGGAGCCGGGCCCCGAGGUGGCGAUCAAGAUGCCCAUGGUGGACCCCGAGGCGCCGGCCCCCGCCAAGCAGCCCCCCCGGAUCUCCCCGAACACGGUCAAGAGGCCGACGCGCAAGGGCCGGGAGCGCCCGGGCAAGAGCCAGAAGCCGCGCGGGAAGGACCAGCUGGCCAAGCGGAAGACCUUCUCGCUGGUCAAGGAGAAGAAGGCGGCGCGGACCCUGAGCGCCAUUCUGCUGGCCUUCAUCCUCACCUGGACGCCCUACAACAUCAUGGUGCUGGUGUCCACCUUCUGCAAGGACUGCGUCCCGGGGACGCUGUGGGAGCUGGGCUACUGGCUCUGCUACGUCAACAGCACCGUCAACCCCAUGUGCUACGCGCUCUGCAACAAGGCCUUCCGGGACACCUUCCGCCUGCUGCUGCUCUGCCGCUGGGACAAGCGGCGCUGGCGCAAGAUCCCCAAGCGCCCCGGCUCCGUGCACCGCACCCCCUCCCACCAGUGCUGAUGGCCCCGCCCUCGCCCUCCGCCCCGUCCCUGGGGCACCCGGCCGGUCGAGCUGGCAGCAGGGGCCGUGACCUCAGGCCCCGGGCCCGGCUCUGUCCUCACAGGCUUCCCAGGCCCCCAGGUCACCUUCCUGGACAGCCAGAGGGACCCUGCCAACUCCACUCUGCCAUUCCCGGGCAGGGAGCGACCCGGGGAACUGGUUUUUCUGUCCCCUGCCGGGUGGGAACGGGCUCCUCACCAGGAAGAAGGCGGGAGGAGGAUCCGGCCCUUGGAUUGCUUGUUUGCAUUUAGGCAGGAAGUCUACCUGGAGCCAGCAGGGCGAGCCAGCAGAGAGGUUUACCUCGCAGUCAGCCCCGGCCCCCUGGCUGGCCUGGAUGGCGGUGGGGAAUGGCGCCCUCUGUGGCCACCGCCGGGAACGGGCACCGAACACUGAGAGAAAAGCUGGGCUCCGAGGGACCAGCCCCUGGCCCCUCCGCAGGCACAGCCCACUCUGCUGGGCGCUGGGCUCACUUUCCAGAACGCCCAGCCUCCCUCCCAGGGUCCGCAGAGCGUCCCUGUGGGGCCCCCCUCCAGGCAGAUGUCCAAGCCUCAGCAGGACAGUGGCACCAGAGGGGACCAGCUUGGCUAGUCGCACGCAAGUCCCGCGGCAGCAGCCGGGCCCACGCCGUGUGUCCUGGUGUCCCACUGGGGAGCGAGGGCAGGGUGCCUGCUGUCCAGCCUCACGCCUAUACCCCCGCCCCAGAGGAACCCUCAGUCCCUCCUGGCUCCCAGCCACCACCUGGGUAGGUCUGCUCCGUGCAGAUCUAGCCAGGCCUCCUGCAUGCUGCCUGCCUGCAGCCCGCCCCACACAGGCCCGGCCCAGCCAACAGGGCGUCUCCUGUGAGCCCCCCAGUCCCGCCCAUGCAUGGCCUCCCAGCCACCCUCAUCUCCAGGCCCAGCCUGGCCCCAAAUAUUCUUUCCUUCCAUCUCAGCAAGUGCUGAGUCUGAAUAAAGCCUCCUAACCCACGGA
Messenger RNA from Myotis davidii, 2272 nucleotides. RefSeq names its product cholinergic receptor, muscarinic 1 (gene CHRM1). Gene Ontology annotation, cellular component: synapse; plasma membrane; dendrite. The transcript has 4 exons. NCBI's taxonomy places the organism in Eukaryota, Metazoa, Chordata, Mammalia, Chiroptera, Vespertilionidae. Gene Ontology annotation, molecular function: G protein-coupled acetylcholine receptor activity; G protein-coupled serotonin receptor activity. The coding region runs from base 68 to 1264 and encodes 398 amino acids. The record is from RefSeq and is a predicted model, not a curated record. Gene Ontology annotation, biological process: regulation of locomotion; saliva secretion; cognition.